AGUGAAAUUUAUUAUUAGUGAGAUUUUGUAUAUAAACCACAGGCUGAUGAUUUGUGAAAAUUCAAAAUAAGUUUGAAAAUAUUCCAAAUUCUCAUCGUAAAAGAACCAGAAACCUUCUUAAUGUGCUGAAGACAGGAUUAAUCCGAUUACAUCCAUUAAGUGGUUGUGUCCACUAGCAAGACAGAAAAAUCGAAUUUUUGUGAUUUUGUGAAGAGCAAUUUUAUUUGAUAUACCGAAUUUAGUAAACUUUAAUAAUCGGCGAUUCAUUUUGAAAUAUUGUAAAUUCCCUUGAUCCCAUAGCGGAUCUAAAGGAGAACCUCCGAAAGAAGGUCCUCCCCUCUAGCAGGGAGAAAGAGAGAAAAAAAAAAUUUGCUAUUAAAGAAGAAUACAGGUUGUGAUCAUAGGGCUAGUCUAUUCGCUGCUGAUUAUUCUUACGUGCGAAAAUGUCAAGUCGAUCGGUUAGGAAAAAAUGCGUUUAAGGUUUUUGGGUUUUAUUGAUACGAGGCCUUCCUUUUAUAUUUCGGGAUCAGAGAACAAAAAGAAGACAUAUUAAUAAUCGAAAAUAGCUUUAUUGCCUUUCAAAAUAUUCUCCGUUUAGAUCUUUAUACUGCUGCAAUUGUUGAAGCACUUUUUUAUUUCCAAAAUGUGCCUUUUGAAAGUGUCAACCGCCUCUUCAGGUGUCGUAAAACGUUCACAUCUUAGCUUAUUUUACUCGUACGGAAAGGAAGUCCUUCCGUGCUAAGUCAAGACUAUACAUUGGAUAACUCGUCAGAUUGAUGUUUUGAGUGCUUAAAAAUGCAUUUGGUUCUGUCAAUGUAAAAGGGGUCGCAAUGUAGCGAUGAGGAGUGAUUCGUCUUCGGCGGUUGGUUUUCUGAUUUCUUCGAAGCUUUGGUCUCAUACGCAUAAAUUCCCGUUUCAUCACCUGUCACGAUGUCUUAAACGUGUUUCGAAGCACCGCUAUCGUUUUUUCUCGACUUUACGAUAAAAUUGUGAGUUGCCAGAUUCCAACACUAGUGUUACCAAAUACGGAAUAUUAAAAGACAAAAUACUUAGUAUAUUUUAACUGGUCUAUGUUCCAAAUAAUACCAUUUGAAUUAUAAAUUGUUGAAAUUGUCUAAAAGAAGGCGGAUAGAAACAUCUUGCUCGUCGAUAUUCGUUUUAAUUUAAAUGAAACCAAAUUUUCAAACCGAAUAGGGGUUGGAUAGUCUUAUUAUAAUUUAUUAUUAGUUCGCAAAGGUUUCAGCAGCAGAAAAUAUUCCUCUAAUAAUUUCGAGGAGUUCUGAAAGUUUUUGGACGUAUAAAUUUUCGGGUCUAUACCGACUAUAUAGAUUUUAUUGUUUGGGAAAUGGUAUAAUAAGAUGUUCUUCUUCACAAUAUGGUUAGGUAGAGGUCGAUGGUAGGUAGCCAAGCGCAAUGGUUUUCCCGAGAACAGAUUCACAAUAUAAUCCUUUGCCUUUGCUGAGCUUUGUUAACUCUACUUUAGACUAACCUAAUUCUUUCUGGUUUGUAUUUGCUUUUCUUGAAAUUUCAAGCGGUUAUGCGGAGUUGUGGUUAGAUCAGUCAUCCUCAGUUCAAGCAUAAGACCAAAAUUUUAAGUAAGUUUGGACAUAUCACAUGACUCCCUCUUAAUUAUAAGAGAAGACUACACAAAAUGGUGAAUUAAAUUUGACUAUUAAUCUUAUUGGUCAGGAUGUUUGUAAAAGACAGAAAGAAACGCCGGAGAUGAUAUAAAAUAUAUAUCUAAAUGAUAAGCGUGACGAGCAGGUGGGGUCCGUCUAGCUGUAUGUCUGUGUACAGCCGAAGUCUUUCAGUUUUAAAGAUAUCGAUCUGAAAUUUUGCACAUUACUUCACCUCCUGUUCACCGUCAGACCACUAUAGCAUAUAGCUCUCAUACAAACUGAACGAUCGGAAUUAAGUUCUUGUACGAACCUUUUGCAUUUCUGAAGGGUAUAAUAGCUUCGGUGCAACCGAAGUUAAUAUUUUUUCUUGGAAAUCUCUAAGCAUCGAGUGCUUUUCUGCUACGACUUAGUUUAAAAUCCUAACUCAUUCGAAGGUAGGUUUCCCGUUUGCCUGGUAAAAUUAAAGCCCAAACUUUGAGAAGGAAAAACAGAACUACUCAACAAUUAUUUUACCGAUGCUUGGCUAAGUCUUAUACUAAUUAGUAAAUACCUAUAAAGAACGGAUAAGUAAAAUCUCCUUUGAACAAUGAAUUAGCGAAUGUUUUUUCUUUAUUAAAUAACACUUUUUUCUUAAUUAUAUUUCUCUACGAAAGUUUCAGCUUUAAUCAGAGUAAUUGAAAAUGAAGAAGCUCCGCAACCCAGAAAUCAAAACGAACGAUUCGUUUACGUGGUUAAUUCGAAGUUGGGAGCUAACUGGCAUGAAGCUAUUGCGUCCGUAUAAAUUCUUAAAUCUGUUACACAAGGUUUUCAGCUGGUUUGUGCUCUCACUAAGUCCGAUAUCGUUUGGUGUUGGUAUAUUAAAUACCAUGGACAAUUCAUCGAUGACUGCAACACUGACCAAUUUCCAAGCAUCGCUUAAUGUUCUAUUAUUACCAUUCAGGGCGCUAGUAAUUGCCAUAAACUUUAAGCGUUUGCGUAGUGUCGAAGAGAUUUUCGAAAAUUUGGAUAAAUUCUAUGUAAGAGAAGAGGAACGCUUGGAAAUCAAAGAUUGCGAAAAGGCUUGCAGAAGUCUAUUUUUUACAUACUCUAUUUUCUAUGCCAUGUACGGCGCAAUCAGUUGGUUAGUUUCGUUCUUUGCGCUCAACCAAGAAACAUAUUGGCUUCCUUUUAUCGAUUGGAUACCGUAUCAGCCCCUACGACACGGUUUACACUUUAUUUUCGAAGUGGUUAUUAUACAUUUCUUACUGCAAACCAAUGUGACGAGUGAUACCUUUCCGGCUACUUAUAUACGUGCCUUACGCACCCACAUUAAGCUGUUGACGGGCCGCGUCAGUCGUUUAGGCACAAACUCCGACUUUAAUGACGAGCAGAAUUUUCGGGAAUUAGUCGCUUGUAUAGCAUCACAUCAGCAGAUAUUGCAGGUGGCGGACAUCGUUGGUUCGAUUCUCUCGCUGACCAUUUUUCUGCAACUCACAUUCGCCGCGGCCAUUUUAUGCGUUUGCAUGCUUAACAUAUUCAUAUUCGCCGAUCCGAUUCAUAAGGUUAUCACGAUUGUAUACUAUCUGGUUGUUUUGAUGCAAACUGUACCCAGCUGCUAUCAGGCAUCAAUGCUCGAGGCGGACUGCGCUAAGUUGCCGGACGCGAUCUUUCAUUGCAAUUGGCUGGAUAGGGAUAAACGCUUUCGCAAGCUCAUCAUCUAUUUCCUGCAUCGCGCACAGAGGGAAAUAACAUUCACUGGAAUUAAACUAUUUAGAAUCAAUUUGAGCACCAAUUUAUCGAUUGCCAAAUUCUCGUUUACACUGUACACAUUCAUAAAUGAAAUGGGAUUUGGGGAGAAAUUGAAGGAACGCUUCGAAUAGUUAUUACUGGAUAGUUGAAUUCACAAUAUUUCCUCUCACUUAUUGAAUAUAUUCUUAUCACUUAAAUGCAACACUUAAGUAGUUCAAAUAAAAUAGACAAAAGCUUUUAUAAUAGUUUAGAUGGUUUUUAUGAAAGAAGUUUUAAAUUACUGUUUCUUAGAGGUAUCGGAAUGAAUAUUUUAUGUAGAGAGAAAUUUCGAAAUAAUAAAUCCUUAAAACUUA
Bactrocera neohumeralis is the source of this 3700-nucleotide messenger RNA. RefSeq names its product odorant receptor 7a-like. Gene Ontology annotation, cellular component: plasma membrane. Lineage: Eukaryota; Metazoa; Arthropoda; Insecta; Diptera; Tephritidae. Gene Ontology annotation, molecular function: olfactory receptor activity; odorant binding. The coding region runs from base 2300 to 3478 and encodes 392 amino acids. The transcript is spliced from 3 exons. The record is from RefSeq and is a predicted model, not a curated record. Gene Ontology annotation, biological process: sensory perception of smell; detection of chemical stimulus involved in sensory perception of smell.